Hansenula ciferrii is the source of this 942-nucleotide messenger RNA. RefSeq names its product glycosyltransferase family 15 protein. Gene Ontology annotation, biological process: protein N-linked glycosylation; cell wall mannoprotein biosynthetic process; protein O-linked glycosylation. Lineage: Eukaryota; Fungi; Ascomycota; Saccharomycetes; Phaffomycetales; Wickerhamomycetaceae. Gene Ontology annotation, cellular component: membrane; Golgi apparatus. Bases 1 to 942 code for a protein of 313 amino acids. The transcript has a single exon. The record is from RefSeq and is a predicted model, not a curated record. Gene Ontology annotation, molecular function: alpha-1,2-mannosyltransferase activity.
AUGCUGGAGACUAUUCAAUCUAUAGAGGAUAGGUUUAAUCAUCAAUAUCAUUAUGAUUGGGUUUUCCUAAAUGAUGUUCCAUUUACUCAGGAAUUUAAAGAUACUGUAACACCAUUGAUUAGUGGACAAGUUAAAUUUGGGUUAAUAUCUGAAGAACAUUGGUCAUAUCCUGAUUGGAUUGAUCAAGAACGUGUUGCUAAUUCAAGAAUGGAAUUGAAAGACCAAGUUGUUUAUGGUGGUGUUGAAUCUUAUAGACAUAUGUGUAGAUGGUAUUCGGGUUUUUAUCAAUGGCAUGAAUUAUUAACAAAUUAUAAAUAUUAUUGGAGAGUUGAACCUGAAAUUAAAUUAUUUUGUGAUGUUGAUUAUGAUAUUUUUAAAUAUAUGAGAGAAAAUAAAAAGAAGUAUGGAUUUAUUAUAUCAAUUUAUGAAUUUAAAAUUACAAUACCUACAUUAUUUGAAACCAUUUUAAACUUCAUCUCUCAUGAUUCAACAGUUCAACCAGAAAUUCCUAAAGAUAAUUUAAAAGAUUUUAUAAUUGAUAAAGAUGGUGAAUAUAAUUUAUGUCAUUUUUGGACAAAUUUUGAAAUUGCAGAUCUUGAUUUCUUCAGAAGUGAAACAUAUCAAAAAUAUUUCCAAUAUUUAGAUCAAGCAGGUGGAUUUUUUUAUGAUAGAUGGGGUGAUGGACCUGUUAGAAGUAUUUAUACAAGUUUAUUCUUAUCUAAAGAUGAAAUUUUCUGGAUUAAAGAUUUUGGUUAUACACAUCCACCAUAUUUACAAUGUCCAUUAGAUCAAACCAUUCGUCAAGAUAAGAAAUGUUCAUGUGAUCCUGGGAAAGAUUUCACAUUGAAUGAUUAUAGUUGUACUGGGAGAUAUUUAAAGAUUAAUGGAUUGGAUAAGGGAGAAUAUUCAUCAUGGAACGAGGUUCCAUAUCAUUUAUAUUGA